UUCCUACGUCCUCUUCUACGUCUUUACUUUUUCAUCCUUCAGGUUUGUCUGGAUUUUUCUUUGCCUUUUCUUUUCCUUCUUUUUUUUUUAAACAUACGUACGAACACAUGCGACAGCCUUCUACUUCUCACACUUUUUUUCUUUUUCCUGAAACCUCACACACAGACACUCACAGGGAAACUGACUCACUCUUGGCUGGUUAUUGUUUUCAACCUUUUUCUCUGGAUCUUGCCCAGAUCUCUGCACCCUGAUCCCUGCAUCCUGACAUCUCCAUUGCGAUUGUUUCUCUCCUGGUACCUGAAGCUAUCCAGACACAACCACUUCUCCAUCUCUUUUCGCCAGACAAGAUUAUUUCCAGAUAUCUUCAUCCUCACCUCUUCCACCUAGCCUGUAAGCCGCUCAAUCUCCCCUCUGCUGGUCCUUUAAGCACCCAAACAACAGCCGCUUCAUGCCCUCUUCAUCUCACUCUUAGAAACAAGAGACACAUCCCACCCCCUCCACCUCUCUUUCUCCACCUCAAUAUCUCCACUUCUCCGCCUCUCCACUGGUCACCUGAGCCCUCUCCACGAUGAAUUGGGGGGCGUUAAAUUCCCUCCUCACAGGAGUGAACAAGUACUCCACAGUUUUUGGCCGCGUCUGGCUCUCCAUGGUCUUCCUGUUUCGCGUCCUCGUCUUUACCGUGGCUGCGCAGCGCGUGUGGGGCGACGAGAACAAGGACUUUGUCUGCAACACUGCCCAGCCUGGCUGCCCCAACGUCUGCUAUGACUUCUUCUUCCCCAUCUCUCACAUCCGCCUCUGGGCCCUGCAACUCAUCUUUGUCACUUGCCCCUCGCUGCUGGUAGUCGGACACGUCAAGUGGAGGGAGCAGAAGGACCUCAGAUACACCACCAGUCAUGAUGGCCAUCACUUGUAUGCCAAUCCCGGUAAGAAGCGAGGGGGUCUAUGGUGGACCUAUCUGCUCAGCCUGAUCCUGAAGGCCGGCUGUGACGUGGGAUUCCUCUACAUCCUGUACCAUAUCUACGAGGGCUACGACAUGCCCAAGCUCACCAAGUGCCAACUGGCACCAUGCCCCAAUGUGGUGGACUGCUAUAUCUCCAGGCCGACGGAGAAGAAGAUCUUCACCCUGUUCAUGGUGGUGUCUGCCUGCGUGUGUGUGGUGAUGUGCCUGAUAGAGAUGGCCUACCUGGUGGGCCAUAGGAUCCACAAGGAGAUCACGCGCCACAAGAAGAACCGCCAGCAGCUCUUCGCAGACAGCCACGAGCUCGGGACGCUGGCCCCACCCAGAACCUCUCGGUACCAGAACCAUAACCCCGACCAGAACCAGGAGAAGUGGGUCGACCCCACGCUCUCCAGGCAGGUGUCUAGAGCACCGUCCAGGGCUGCGUCCAGGACAUCGAUCCAUAACCUGGCCAAUAGCAAGAAGGAGGAAGCAGCGGCGGCAGCAGCGGCUGCCAAGGAGAAGGAAGCAGCAAUGUGCUGAUAUAUGCAUACGUAUAUUCACACACAUAUUCACACAUAUUCACACACACACACACACACACACACACACACACACACACACACACACACACACACACACACACACACACACACACACACACACACACACACACACACACACACACACACACAAACACACACACACACACACACACACACACACACACACACACACACACACACACUCACACACACACACACACACCGUCUACUGGCUUAAAGCCAUCGUUUUGAAACACACACCCACACACACACAAUUCUGGAAUUCCGUCUGCACUCUUAGCUGCUUCUGGAAUCUCAGGUGGACCAACCUGCUUUUGAACAUGUUUUCUCUCUUUGCAUGCGCUCUCAAUUUGUUCAGCAAAACAAGCACUCAAAAAGUCACAACAAAAAAGGAGGAAGUUGUGACAGACCAGUGAUUCUUGCCCGGAAAUGGCAUAGAUUUUCUGACAUUUGUCUGACAUAAAUACAUUCAUAAGAAACUUAAAGGUCAACACAUGUUGUGCAUUUUGUCUGUGUUGUGUUUGAAUCGGCUUUUGGUAUCUAAGGAUGGGUAUUUACAGGUGACUGUUUGCUUUUUCCUUCUUCCGUCUUAACAAUGCACUUUAAUUGUUAAUUGUUUAGGGAAGGGGGAAAUGGGCAUUGUUAGUGUGAAUGUGUGUGUGUGUGUGUGUGUGUGUGUGUGUGUGUGUGUGUGUGUGUGUGUGUGUGUGUGUGUGUGUGUGUGUGUGUGUGUGUGUGUGUGUGUGUGUGUGUGUGUGUGUGUGUGUGUGUGUGUGUUGUCAUUAUCUACAUAAAUUACUCCUGGCAAGCACCCAGACCUAAUAGUUCAGUGGCAGUGAUAAAUGAAGAAAGAUGUCUCGAUGCUCUCAACAAGGCGAAGAUGGACCUUGAAGGAAACCUUUUCACAAAGGCUUCUAUAUAUUUUCAUGUGUAAAGUUGAAAGAGAUUUUUGUACAGUCUAAAAAAGUUUGAAAAAAGUUCACUUGAGUUGUUUAGUGAAUGUGCUUCAUGCAAACCUCUGACGCGGGUGAAAAAGAACAAUCUGUAAGAAUGAUGAAAUGCUAAUUUUAGGCCUACACAAUUUUGUGCUUUUAUUUAUUUUUUCUGUGUGUAUGUAUAUUUUGAGAUUAUGAAGUGUUAUAUGCUUUAUUUUAUGAAGAAUAAUACUGCCACCAAAAGACCAAAAAGCAUAUGCACAAACACACGCAUGCACGCACACACACACACACACACACAUACACACACACACCACCACCACCACCAACAACAACGACAACAACAAAAAAACGUAGUGAACACUUUAGUACACACCUUUCUGUGUCAUUGCUUAACAAUACCCUUCCUUUUGUUCCCAUUGUUGUUGUGUUGCAUGUCUUUAAAAUGAUUGUUAUUAAAUCUGUUACAAAGACUUAUUUGUAUUUUUCGUAAUUAAACAUUUA
This is a messenger RNA of Engraulis encrasicolus (European anchovy), 2942 nucleotides long. Its product is annotated as gap junction beta-4 protein-like. Gene Ontology annotation, biological process: cell-cell signaling. The transcript is spliced from 4 exons. The coding region runs from base 569 to 1480 and encodes 303 amino acids. NCBI's taxonomy places the organism in Eukaryota, Metazoa, Chordata, Actinopteri, Clupeiformes, Engraulidae. Gene Ontology annotation, cellular component: connexin complex. Gene Ontology annotation, molecular function: gap junction channel activity. The record is from RefSeq and is a predicted model, not a curated record.